Messenger RNA from Dreissena polymorpha, 1252 nucleotides. RefSeq lists its product as uncharacterized. Lineage: Eukaryota; Metazoa; Mollusca; Bivalvia; Myida; Dreissenidae. Gene Ontology annotation, molecular function: calcium ion binding. Bases 251 to 703 code for a protein of 150 amino acids. The transcript is spliced from 6 exons. The record is from RefSeq and is a predicted model, not a curated record.
CAGGCAUAUUGCAUAUCCCAAUACAUGGAGCCAGAUGCAAGUUUCCUCAGGGUGAUAGCAGCAUUGAGUGCAAGGGGUGAUCUGCAGUUCAAGGUCUCCAUGGGAAGGAGGCAUCCGCAAAAAGUUCUGAAAGGCUCUUGGAUCUUCGUUACGCAUCUCGACCAUGAGACAGUAACCCUAGCUGAGGUCUCCUCGAAAUCCAGUCCAUGAUGUUGGAACACAAAGAUGAGAGCAUCGUGGCGUUGAAGAAAUGAGCGAGUGGUUCCAGCACUUCGACAAGAAUGACGACAAAAAGCUGGACAAAGACGAAUUAAAGCGGGUGUUUCACGCACUCUGCUGGGUGGUCACGGACGAGGAAUUCGAGAAAAUAUUCGCGACAGCUGAUCUAGAUGCCAACGGUUACAUUGAUUAUGACGAAUAUUUACAUCUCUUGAGCACGUUUCGGAAAGACCCAGCGACGGAACGCCUUGAACUUAUAGAAGCAUUCAGACAUUUUGACAAGGACCGAAGUGGCACCAUAGAGAAAUCGGAACUGAGACGAUUUCUUCUGAGCAAGGACAUGGCAUUCAAUUCCGGCGAUCAUAGGCUUCUGGAUAAACUGUUGUCAAAGGUGGACACAAACGGAGACGGAAAGAUUGAUAUUGAAGAAUUCGUCACUAUGAUGAUGGAAAAACCCGAUAUGGCAAAGUUGAAGAAAUUUUGAACCAUUAAUUGUUAUAGAGAGACUAGCUGACAUAUUUUCGUGUUUAAAUUCGAUUAAACGUCGAGGAAAAUCUCAGAUGUCGGCGUACUUAUUAUUUUAAUUAAAUAACAAUCAAACACACAUUUGGAACACUUAACAUCAAGCGAGCACCUAGAAUACAUUUUAUCUGUAAGCGAAAGACGAUUGUUUCGCAAUUAAUUGAAUAAAGGGGGAUAUUUGAUAGAUACAAAUCUAUAACAUUUUGCAUCCCUUUUACAGACAUUUGGUAAAAAUAAAGUUGAUAUGUUUCUGAAAUGAGACCCUUAUCACAGAAACUUUACAAAAUUAAACGCGAUCAACGACAGGCGAAUGAAUAGUACAACAGCAAAACAGAAAAUAGGUAUUAUUGUAUAUAUUUCUUUGCAUUUAAUAAAAGAACAAUGCGACACACUUUUAAAUCCGACGGUAAAUCAUCAAACAACUCAAAAAAUUUAAUAGUGUGGAUCAUAAUAUACAAAGUUGUCGAAGCAUUUAAUAUUGUAAAUGUAAAUAAAGUGUUGAUGAAAAGUG